AUGUCCUUUUCUAAAGACUGUGAAGAACUAUUUGGACACACUGACUUGUACAAAAUCUUCGGGGUAGAAAAAACUGAUCCUGUGGACAAAAGUAAGAGAACUCAAUUAGAUAACUAAAAUUUUUAUAGUUAAAAAAGCGUACCGCAAAUUGGCAUUGGUAUGGCAUCCAGAUCGAUUCAAUGAGAACACUGAGCAUUACUUUAUGAUUGGUAAGUUUGUAUUAUAAUAGAAAGUUUUACAUUUCAGAUGUUUUUAUAAAUUGUAUGUUUUAACCAAAAAAACAAAAAGCUUUAUUUCCAGUUUUUAUAAAAUUCUAUAUUUUAGAAAGGGAGGCAGAAGAAUGUAGCUUUUCUGGCGAUUAUAAAGAUUUGGCCAAGAGAAAGUUCCAAGUGAUUGGCAGAGCUUAUCAAGUCCUCAGCGAUGACGAGAAAAGAAAGCAGUACGAUGAAACUGGUAAGUUUAAUAUUUUUUUGGUUUGUUAUGUUUAAAUUUAGGCAUGAUGGAUGAUGGUGGAAGUGGAGAUGUGGAUUGGACACAGUAUUUCAGACGCAUGUUCCCCAAAGUCACUAAAGAUCAGAUUAAUGAACACUUGAAAAGCUACUUUGGUACGUUUCUUAAGCCAAAGGAUAAAAAAUUGUUUGUAAGAGUGUUAUUUAAUGUAAUGUUGAAUUAGGUACAGAUGUGGUUGUUUGCUUGUACUGUUUUAAUCGAUUUUUUUAGGCUCUGACGAAGAAAUCGAAGAUAUUAUUGCGGCCUAUUUGAAGUGCGAAGGGAACAUUGACAUGAUGUAUGAAUAUAUCAUUGGAAUGGACUUUUCAACCGAAUUUCGUAUUAAAGAUAUUAUUUACCACCUGAUUGCCGCCCAAGAGGUCCCUGAGUUUGAUGAUUUUAUCAAUGACACUCCUGCUGCUCGAGAAAAGCGAAGAAAGAAGUAUGAAAAGGAAACUGCUGAGUUCGAAAGAAUGAUGGAGAAGAAGAAAACGGGUAAAGGUAAUCAAUUUUGAAGUUAUUAUUGUAAGAUGUAUAACAUCAUAGUGUAUUUGUCAUAACAUUAACUUAAAAUUAACGUACGUUUUUGUAGGAAAGCCCAAGUCUGAAGAUGAUCUCAUCGCUGCCAUCAGAAACAAUUGCAAGAAAAGGGAGUCAGCAAUGGAUGCCAUGAUCAACAAGUACUCGAGCUCGAAGAAAGCCAAGAAAUAA
Bursaphelenchus okinawaensis is the source of this 1200-nucleotide messenger RNA. The record is from the annotation of a GenBank genome assembly. NCBI's taxonomy places the organism in Eukaryota, Metazoa, Nematoda, Chromadorea, Rhabditida, Aphelenchoididae.